AUGAUAUCGGUUGUGAACGAAUUUUUAGACGACCUGCGAGGGGGCAGAAUGACGGAAGCACCCAUAGUGUCAGUUGAACAGGGCCAGCUGCAGGGCCGCAUAGUAUCCGGCGCCGUGGGCAAAUCCUUCUACAGUUUCCAAGGCAUACCCUAUGCUAAACCACCGCUGGGUUCCUUGAGAUUCCAGGCUCCUCAACCUCCAGAACCAUGGGAUGGUGUUCGCGAUGCUACUUCUGAAGGAAAUUGCACCGCACAGUUGGAUACCCUUAAAAAUGAAUACAUGGGCGACGAGAACUGCCUUUUUCUCAACGUUUACACUCCAAAUUUAGAUGGAGCAUUUCUGCCUGUCAUGAUAUAUGUACACGGAGGCGCGUUAUCAGACUAUGUAUUACAGAAAAAUCCGGUAGAGAACGCUAGGUUACUUGCUAAGAAUUUAGGUUGUGAGUCAAAAGACCCUGAAGAAAUACUUGACUUUUUAAGAGCUUGCUCUGCAAAGGAACUUGUUGAAACCCACGAAAAAAUUAACCCUCAAAGCGAAACGCUUGAAAAAUUGAAUAUGUUUUCACUUGUUAUUGAAAAAGAAUUUUCUGGAGUUGAAGCAUUCAUCUCAGAACCUUUCCGUGAUUUCUUGACGUCGGGCAGAGUAGCCGAUAUCCCAAUAAUGAUCGGAACUUGCGCUUUAGAAUUAACUACUGAUAAAAAGUUUGAAGAUCUACAGUUUUUCAUACCCGAAGAGCUAAACAUCGAAAAAGGUUGUGCAGAAUCUUUGGAGAUUGCAGAAAAACUGAAACAGCUUUACUUAAAAGAUGAUGCUGAACUUGGAACAUACCAAUUAUUAUCAGACCGUUACUUUAGAGUAGACACUUACAGGCUCAUCCAAUAUUUGAUCCAAGUUACAAAUAAACCAAUUUACUGUUAUAGCUUGGAUUAUGUCGGCGGUCUAAACCUUUAUAACAAAUUUUUUAAGCAAGAUUCGAAAUAUGCAGGACACUUGGAUGACUUAGGUUAUCUGUUUAAAAAUGAUUUCCAAGAAGAUUUGGAGAUUUCUGAGGAAGACCAGAAAACUAGAGAGAGGAUGGUGAGACUAUGGACCAACUUCGCUAAGAGCGGGAACCCCACACCUGAGGAGAACCACUAUCUGACAGUAAACUGGCUACCAGUGACUAAGGAUAACCUGUAUUACCUCAAUAUUGGCUCAGAAUUGACUUUGGGUAUCAACCCAGACAAAGAAAAAAUGGAAUACUGGGACAGCUUGUACACGAAAUACUACCGAAUUUGGGAAGAACCAAAAGCGAGUAAUGAAGAGCUUCCUGUGAAACCUGGCCCACCAGUAGUCGUUGGUAGUUUCACUGAAACUGAAACCUAUUCAUCAUCCUCAUUCACAGAAAGUAGCGGAUUCAUCUCGGAAAGAACAGAAAUCAUUACGGAAUCCAGUCAAGUUUCUAAUGUAAGUGGAACGAUAACAGAAGUAACAAAUGGUACAGUAGAGUUAAAUGAAGUGAACAAUAUUGACGAAGAACCUGCUGAAGUAGUUGAAGAACCCUCACCAAUAGUUCAGGAACCUGCACCACCAAUACAAGAACCUACACCACCAGUACCAGAACCUACACCACCAGUACAAGUGCCCGCCCCAGUAGUAGAAGAACCCGCUCCAAAGGUUCAAGAACCCGCUCCAAAAGUUCAGGAACCCGCUCCAGUAUUCGAAGAGCCCGUAGUUGAAUCUCCCAAAUUUAAGGAACCUGAUGAACCUGUUAGCCUCGUUUUCAACAAUUAUGUCAACGGUGAUCGCAAAGUAAGGACAUCGAAUGAAAUCAAAAUGGUUUCCAAUUCAAACGGUGCACCCAAAGAAGUGAUCAGAGCGAACGACCCGCCAGAAGAUGAUUUACCUAAAAACAUUGGUGUUAAUAAGUUUGUCAACUUUUUUGAGUCGCUUGGAGGUAAGAAGUAA
Messenger RNA from Arctia plantaginis, 1947 nucleotides. The record is from the annotation of a GenBank genome assembly. NCBI's taxonomy places the organism in Eukaryota, Metazoa, Arthropoda, Insecta, Lepidoptera, Erebidae.